UUGCUGAUUCUAGAAAGAUCGCCAUUAGUUUAUAGAUCAACAACAGCAGCAAUGCGGAGGAGAUGCUGAAUCGUUUGGCGGAGCACCGUGUGCUUCACCUCUGAAUCCAUUGUUCUUGGGCCAAUUUCUACCACAAUUCAGUGCUCAACAACUUUUGGUUCAACAUAUGAUGGCAUUAGCGGCAGCACAAAAACAACCAGAAAUUUGGCAUGGCGGUGGUGCAACUGCUAACGCCUCUGAGUCGCAGCGAGUAAGAACAUCUGCCGCCGUAGCUAUAAUUACUGAUUUUGCUUAUGAGCAUGGCACGACUUCUGACAUGGGCAUGUCGGCAGACGCUGAAGUGGAAGGAGCUCCCCUAAAUCUUUCAAAAACAAAUUCUAAUUCUGAAACCAGCGACAAUGACUCACUGGAGAACAUGCGGAAAGAAGGCGAUAUCUCUCCUAAUCAAUCAAUAUCUGAACGUGGCGGAUCAAAUGGCUCGAAUAAUUCAUCAUCAUCAGAUCAGUCAGCUGCCGCCACUACUAAAAUCAUCUCACUGAUCGAUAUGGCUAGUGAACAUUUCAAGCAGCAAAUGGAAUCAAUACGUAAAGAAAGAGGUUUGUGA
Messenger RNA from Strongylus vulgaris, 604 nucleotides. Lineage: Eukaryota; Metazoa; Nematoda; Chromadorea; Rhabditida; Strongylidae. The record is from the annotation of a GenBank genome assembly.